Molecule: messenger RNA, 1123 nt
Organism: Phyllostomus discolor (pale spear-nosed bat)
Lineage: Eukaryota; Metazoa; Chordata; Mammalia; Chiroptera; Phyllostomidae
Gene: TMEM220
Product: transmembrane protein 220
Exons: 6
Coding region: 64-567 (167 amino acids)
Source: RefSeq, a predicted model, not a curated record
CCGGCGGAAGGGAGGGCUGGCGGGGCUGAACUCCGGCCUCCUCGUCCUGCGCUCGCUGAGCCCAUGGCGUCCGACGCGGGGUGCUGGUCGCGGGUUCUAUGGAGGGCGUGCAAUGGGCUGAUGGCCGCCUUCUUCGCGCUGGCGGCCGUGGUGCAGGUAAAUGACCCCGAUGCAGAACUCUGGAUGGUUGUGUAUAUGAUUCCUGCUGGGCUGACCUUGCUCGUUGGACUUGACCCUCUUGUCACAGGUAACUUUAUUUGGAAGAGUGUCUCAGCAGUACACAUCUUCCUUUGCACGGUGUGGGCUGUCUACUUGGCACACUACCUGGUGCUUCAUACACAGUGGAACGUCCUACAUGAGGAGGAGGGCAGGGAGCUGAGUGGCCUGGUGAUUAUUACAGCAUGGAUGAGCCUGUGCCACAGUUCAUCAAAGCAUCCAGCCGGUGGAAGAAUUCAGCUGGCUGUGGCCAUCACAAUCGCCCUUUUCCCAUUUGCUGCCUGGGUCUACAUAUACGUUAACAAGGAGAUGCGCUCCUCCUGGCCAACUCACUGCAAGACAGUAAUUUAAACAGAUCCUGUUCUUAAAAUGAAAAUUUCCCAUUUUUAUAAAUAUGGAUUAUAUUUUUAAUUCUAAGAACUUUCUAAGGCUGACUACAGUACAGCACAGGGCUGGAUGGGACUAGUUAAGAGAUGGGGUCUGACAUGCCAUUGUGUCAGAGUGCAGCAGAAAAGGCAGUCAAAACAAAGCUAAAAAUUAUGCAUUCUAACUCAGUGUCCCCGCUGUACGUGUGACUUGGGCAAAUAUAAAAAAACCUCCCGGUGGAUGUUUCUUUAUCUAUAAAGCAGCAUUAAUACUACUGGUACAGUCGCGAGGAUUAAACCAGCAAUACGAGAGCACUCUAGAAGUACAAAGUGCUCACAGAGGGCUGCACAUAGUGGCUAAAACAGAGGGAAAUGGGGUUCGGUUAACAUGAUAGAAACAGGUUCAUUACAUUUAACUGGUUCAGUGCCAUGAGCUAAAUGAGAACUCCAGCUGGACCAGCAAGCAUGUCUUGAAAAGAAAAGAACGUUAGAUAGAAUAAAAGAAUUUGGAACCAAAAAGAAAACAGGGAACAUUAAUUACA